AUGAAUGAAUACGAACCACUUGAAAUAAUAGGUAAAGGCUCCUUUGGCACCGUGAGGAAAGUGCGCAACAAACUUACUCAUGAAAUAGCCGUACGCAAGGAGAUUGAGUAUAAAUCAAUGAAUUCUCAUGAACGAAACCAAAUCAUUUCAGAACUACGCAUUCUUAAGGAAUUGAACAACAAAAACAUUGUUCGAUACUAUAAACACGACCACAUUAUUGCACAGAAAUGCAUUCACAUUUAUAUGGAGUAUUGCUCGGGCGGAGACUUGGCCAAAUAUAUCAAUGCUACCCGCGCACGGAAUGACGAAGUACCCGAGGAGUUCAUAUGGCAAGUAUUGGUGCAGAUGCUCUGUGCAUUAUAUCGAUGUCACUAUGGGUCAGAUGCAGAGAAAGUCAAUUUAUUUUCCCAGGGUGGAAGCAGCCUGCCAAAAAGCAAUCGAAACGGACCCAAGAUCAAUUCGGACUCAGUGAUUAUUCAUCGCGAUAUAAAACCAGAUAAUAUCUUUCUUCAAGAUAAUGUUUUCAAACUAGGAGACUUUGGUUUGGCCAAAAUGUUGACUACCCAAAACGAUUUCGCCAAAACCUAUGUAGGAACACCAUACUAUAUGUCACCCGAGGUGCUUAUGGAUGAACCUUAUUCUCCAGUUUGUGACAUUUGGUCAUUGGGUUGCGUGCUCUACGAAUUGUGUAAUUUAGUACCUCCAUUUCAAGCAAAAACUCAUUUACAACUACAAUCAAAAAUUCGACGAGGCGUGAUCCCCAACUUGGCCGAGGGUUAUUCCAUACAACUAAGAACCUUGAUCAAGGAAUGUAUAACCGUUGAUCCCGAAUUACGACCAACUUGUUACGAUUUGAUAAACACAUUAAGCGUUAAAUUCUUACGUAAAGAAAUGGAACUAAACGAAUACAAUCGGACCCUAACCCUGUUGAAGUAUGAACUAAUUAAUAAAAGCGAGGAGCUUAAGAAAAAAGAACAGUUUUUACAAGUACAAGAAUCAAAACUAAAAGAGAAGGAAUUGGGUAUUGUUCAAAUGGAAAAUAGUCUCAUUGGCGAGUUCAACCUCAAAAAACAAGCAUUGGACUUGGAAGCCAAGGAAGUGAGGUUAGGUUAUCAAAAGGAGUUCUGGACUGUGGUGGAGAAGGAAGUUGAAAAACAAUUGGAAAAACAAUCAGAAAAGCAAAUUGAAAAGAGAGUGCAAGAACGUAUAAAUUCGCGACCUAGAGGUCCUCGGCCAUUAGAUGAUAUGCGAUCAGCAAGCAGCAGCAGUGGCGAUGAUAUCGUUCUACGAAACAAAAACCUUAAUGUAGCGGCAACAUAUGGCGAGCCAAAUUUGACAGCACAAUUUGCCAGCCCAAAAUUCAGAGUCACUGAUGAAUAUGAACGACAAAGAAACACAGAAGUACGUAAAUAUCGCAUAAAUUAA
Lodderomyces elongisporus is the source of this 1425-nucleotide messenger RNA. RefSeq names its product serine/threonine protein kinase (gene KIN3). The transcript has a single exon. Gene Ontology annotation, cellular component: nucleus; cytoplasm; mitotic spindle pole body. NCBI's taxonomy places the organism in Eukaryota, Fungi, Ascomycota, Pichiomycetes, Serinales, Debaryomycetaceae. Gene Ontology annotation, biological process: chromosome segregation; protein phosphorylation. Bases 1 to 1425 code for a protein of 474 amino acids. Gene Ontology annotation, molecular function: protein serine/threonine kinase activity; ATP binding. The record is from RefSeq and is a predicted model, not a curated record.